Messenger RNA from Moneuplotes crassus, 723 nucleotides. NCBI's taxonomy places the organism in Eukaryota, Ciliophora, Spirotrichea, Euplotida, Euplotidae. The record is from the annotation of a GenBank genome assembly.
UUAAUAUUCAAGCAUAGUUCAAAACUAGAUAAAGAGCUACAUUGAUCAGUUUAUUCGACCACUAAAUUAAUGAAAUUUAUUUAUGGGUCAUAUAACAAUUUGAGUCUAUUUUUAGAGAGAUACUCUGAUCUCUCAUUUGUUAAGAAAGAUGGUAUUCUUGUGGUUCCACCUUGUGAUAAUAUAUUCAUAAGCUUAUUCCCAGAGAAGAAUCAUAAUGUUUCCAAAUUCUUAGCAAACUCUAUAGCAAACAGUGUCUGCAAUCUUGAACUAUUCCUACGGAACAAAUUAUGGCCUAUCAAUAACUAUUUCCCAGAAUUUAUGAGAAUCAGUUCUAAAGUUCUACAGAGUGUGUGCUUUGGAGAUUUCAGAAUUAAUCAGAAGCAACUCCAAAGAAUAAUAUCUGCAUUCAGACAUGUGGGAAAUAUUAGCAUCUUUAGAUGUGCUAUUUCUGUUCAAAAAGUUCCUAAUUUCAAGUAUGCAUUGAAGAACUGUAAAAUUAAAACAUUUGUCUUAAGUAACACCGGCCGCUCCAUUUUAAAAUCCUUAUUUCAGACUCCAGAAGAAUUUAUAAACCUGGUCGAAGGGCUUUCUACAUCCCCUGACUUCAACCAAAGCUUGGAAACAUUCAAAAUCCUCUCUCUCCCAUACAAUGAAUCCUGCAUCAGGAAUAUUUUGAACACCUACAACUUCAAAACUGCCAUAAUCAAAAAAUCUUGGUUCUAA